Molecule: messenger RNA, 4873 nt
Organism: Antechinus flavipes (yellow-footed antechinus)
Lineage: Eukaryota; Metazoa; Chordata; Mammalia; Dasyuromorphia; Dasyuridae
Gene: KIF7
Product: kinesin family member 7
Exons: 19
Coding region: 532-4599 (1355 amino acids)
Biological process (GO): mitotic spindle organization; microtubule-based movement
Molecular function (GO): ATP binding; microtubule motor activity; microtubule binding
Source: RefSeq, a predicted model, not a curated record
AUCAGGUUGCGCCGAGGCGACCCCAGGUCCCAAGUGUGACCGGUUGGAUUGAGGAGGGCUUGAGGGCCAGUCCGGGAGCAGGUUGGGGCAGGGGCCGCGGGCCCAGGACAAAAAGUUGAAGUGAGGAUGGUAGUUACUUCUGCAUCUCUGCGCCUCUGGCAGCGUCCAGGCUUUAAUGGGGCACCGGGAGGCAGUACGCUGAUUUAGCGCCUUCGUCCUGUCUUGGGGGGGCUGUCCGCGGAGCCCCUCCUGACGCCCUCAGCUGCCUCUCGGAGUGGAGGGGACACGUUGGCCGUGAAGGGCUGGACUAGCCAGGAGCCUGCGAGGGAGCUUUUCUUUCCUCCCCGUAGUCCUGGAUUGGCCCUGGCCCUGGCCUGGACUGGCGUCCCUGCAGCUGGUUUGUAGAAGUUGGGCAAACUUCCUUCGGAGCCGUCCCGUGGUGAGGAAGCAGCUGGACUGCGGGUCCAGACGAAUUCACGCAGCAAAGCUUAGGCUCCCGAGUCCUCUGGUGAGCAGUGCAAGGCCCUAAUCAUGGGAUUGGAAGCCCCAGUUGCACCCAAGGCGGAGGAGACUCCUGUGAGAGUAGCCUUGCGUGUUAGGCCCCUUUUGCCCAAAGAGCUGCUACAUGGACAUCAGAGUUGCCUGCAGGUGGAACCAGAAGAAUGUCGGGUCAUCCUAGGCAGAAACCGGUCCUUUGAUUUCGAUGUGGUAUUUGCAGAAAUGUCGGGUCAGGAAAUAGUCUACCAGACCUGUGUACAGCCCCUUCUAGAGGCUUUCUUCGAGGGUUUCAAUGUAACUGUAUUUGCCUAUGGUCAGACUGGCUCAGGGAAGACUUAUACCAUAGGAGAGGCUAGUAUUGCUUCCCUCCAUGAGGAUGAACAGGGCAUCAUUCCACGGGCCAUGGCGGAAGCCUUCAAACUCAUUGACGAGAAUGACUUGCUGGACUAUACUGUGCGCGUGUCCUACUUGGAGGUGUACAAGGAAGAGUUCCGAGACCUGCUGGAGGUGGGAACAGCCAGCAGAGACAUCCAGCUUCGUGAGGAUGACAAAGGGAAUGUGGUACUGUGUGGUGUCAAGGAGGUGGAAGUGGAGGGUCUGGAUGAAGUGCUGAGCCUCUUAGAGGUGGGCAACGCAGCUCGACACACAGGGGCCACUCACAUCAACCGCCUGUCCAGCCGUUCCCACACCGUCUUCACGGUGACCAUGGAGCAGCGCCGAGGGGCUGGCCGCCUGCCGCGCCUUCCCUCCGUGGGGCCCAUCUCCAGCCAGCUCCUCUCCUCCAAGUUCCACUUUGUGGACCUAGCGGGUUCUGAAAGGGUCCUGAAAACGGGCAGUACAGGCGAGAGGUUGAAGGAGAGUAUUCAGAUCAAUAGCAGCCUGCUGGCCCUGGGCAAUGUCAUCAGUGCCCUGGGGGACCCCCAUCGGAAGGGCAGCCAUAUUCCCUAUCGGGACUCCAAGAUCACCAGGAUCUUGAAAGACUCUUUGGGAGGAAAUGCUAAGACGGUGAUGAUUGCCUGCAUCAGCCCCUCUUCUUCAGAUUUUGACGAGACCCUCAAUACCCUCAACUAUGCCAGCCGGGCCCAGAACAUCCGCAACUGUGCCAGGGUCAACUGCCGGCGGGAGCCAGAGCACGUGGAGGAGCUGCAGCUGCAGAUCCGGAGCCUCCAGCGGGCCCUGGAGCAGCGGCACCGCUCCGAGACGCGCAUCAUCCACAGGCCCGAGCCUCUCCAGCGGCAGCCCCGGGCUCCGGAGCUGCCUGCCCGCCUGGUGGCCGAGUGCGCCCGCUACCGCGCCUGCACCGACGCCGCCUACCGCCUCCUGCUGGAGCUGCGGGGAGAAGCGGGCCUGCCCGAAGAGAUGACCCAGAAAGUCCGGGAAUGGCUUUGUGCUGUGGAGGGGGAGCGCAGUGCCCUGAGCUCUGCCUCAGGCCCUGACAGCGGCGUGGAGAGCGCCUCCGACCCCUGCCCCCGGGCGCCUGGAGCAAAGCCAUCCAAGGCUCAGGCACAAGAAGGAGAUUGGGAACAACAGCUGCUAAGCCUACAGAGCCAAGUAGCCCGCCUGGAGGAGGAGAACAAAGAUUUCCUGGCUGCUUUGGAAGAUGCCAUGGAGCAGUACAAACUACAGAGUGAUCGACUUCGAGAACAGCAAGAUGAGAUUGUGCAGCUUCAGUUGCGACUAGAAAUGACCAGACCCAGCUGGGCACCCACAGAGCUACUACAGGACUUUACUUUGAGGGACCGACCCCUUCGGCCCCAUACAGCCCCUCUGGAGGCAGCUCGCUCUCAUGCUCUCGGCAUGUCCCCAACUCCCUUAUGUCUUGAAAAUGAGAAUGGGAAUGUCUCCAAAGGAGAGCUUAUUAACAGAAAGGAAAACAGCGAUGAGGGACUAGAAACAGCAAGGCCUGAAGGUCAUUCCUCUUCACCCUCAGAGGAAGAAGAAGAGGAAGAACCCAAACGGUCCUUGUAUCUUCGAAGAAAUGGUAUUGGGAGCUGGAGCAAAAAGGAAGCUGCUGUCCAAUGGCAUGGAGAACCUCAUGGAGAGAAUAAAGUCUUGGAACUUCACCUAGAGGAGCUGGAAACUGCUGCUCACAUGGCCAGAACAGCUGGCGGGAGAAAGGAGCCAGCUGGCUGUGGGCAAGGCCCCUCCGUGAAGGCCUCAGAGUGGCGUCUGGCACAGGCCCAACAGAAGAUCCGGGAGCUGGCCAUUAACAUCCGCAUGAAGGAAGAACUGAUCGCAGAGCUGAUCCGAACAGGGAAGGCAGCCCAGGCCAUGAAUCGGCAGCACUGCCAGCGGAUUGGGGAGCUGGAGCGAGAAGCUGACCGGGUGCGAGCAGAGUUGAAUGAGGGCCAACGGCAGCUUCGGGAGCUGGAGGGAAAGGAAUCCCAGGACCCUGGGGAGAAAUCUCGGCUACAGGAAUUCCGCAAGAGGGUGGCUGCUGCCCAAAGCCAAGUACAGGUGCUGAGGGAGAAAAAGCAGGCCACGGAGCGCCUCGUGUCACUGUCAGCUCAGAGCGAGAAGCGAGUGCAGGAACUGGAGAGGAACGUGCAGCUCAUGCGCCAGCAGCAGGGGCAGCUGCAGAAGCGGCUGCGGGAGGAGACAGAGCAGAAGAGGCGGCUGGAGACGGAGAUGCAUAAGAGGCAACACCGAGUCAAGGAGCUGGAGCUCAAGCAUGAACAGCAGCAAAAGAUACUGAAGAUCAAGACCGAAGAGAUUGCAGCCUUCCAGAGGAAAAGGAGGAGUGGCAGCAACGGCUCCGUGGUCAGUCUGGAGCAGCAGCAGAAGAUUGAGGAACAAAAAAAAUGGCUGGACCUGGAAAUGGAGAAGGUCCUGGAGCAGCGGAGGGCUCUGGAAGAGCUGGGGGAGGAACUGCGCAAGCGGGAGACUAUUCUGGCUAAGAAGGAAGCUCUGAUGCUGGAGAAAACUGGACUGGAGAGCAAGAGACUUCGGUCUAGUCAGGCACUCAAUGAGGACAUUGUGCGAGUAUCAAGUCGAUUAGAGCAUUUGGAAAAAGAACUGUCUGAAAAAAGUGGGCAGCUCCGGCAGGGCAGUGCUCAUAGCCAGCAACAAAUACGUGUAGAGAUUGACAAUCUGCGACAAGAAAAGGACCUGCUUCUUAAACAGCGAUUGGAGAUUGAUAGUAAACUGAGGCAGGGUACCCUGCUAUCCCCAGAGGAGGAAAGGACUCUAUUCCAGUUGGAUGAGGCUAUUGAAGCUCUGGAUGCAGCCAUUGAAUAUAAGAAUGAGGCCAUCACAUGUCGUCAACGGGUACUACGAGCCUCCGCCACCAUGUUGUCUCAAUGUGAGAUGAACCUCAUGGCCAAACUUAGCUACCUUUCUUCCUCAGAGACCCGGGCUUUGCUGUGCAAGUAUUUUGACAAGGUGGUAACACUUCGGGAAGAACAGCACCAGCAGCAAAUAGCCUUCUCAGAACUUGAAAUGCAAUUAGAGGAACAGCAGAGAUUAGUGUACUGGCUGGAAGUAGCAGUGGAACGGCAACGACUAGAGAUGGACCGCCAGCUAACCCUGCAGCAGAAAGAGCAUGAGCAAAAUAUCCAACUUUUGCUUCAGCAGAGCCGAGAGCACCUGGGUGAAGGACUUGCAGGCAGUAAGAGGCAAUAUGAAAAUAGGAUCCAAGCUUUGGAGAAAGAACUAGGCCGGUACAUGUGGACAAAUCAGGAAUUGAAGCAGAGGCUUACUAACUUGAAUUCCACAGGACAGAGCAAAGGAGGGGAAAAGCGGACCAUGUGCAUUGAGAACAGACCAUUCUUUGCAGCUGGACUGGAAGAAGAGACUGGCAUAACUUCUGAACAGCUCUGGCAGGCAUCACUUGGGGAGGGAACUCCGAAGGUCAGGGAAGACUUUCGAGACUUAGUGCAUGCACCAUUACCCUUGACAUGGAAACGCUCAUCCCAGUCUAGUGAUGAGCAGGGCUGUCUAGAGGAGCUCAGGCAGCGAGAAGUAGCUGAGCCUCUACUUGGAAGGAUGCUGCCUAUGGGCGAAUCACUUCUGCCUCGGAGCUUGGGCCCUUUGCCCAAGUCAAGACGAGAGUUACGAAGAGUCAGUCAAGGGAUGAUUGAUGUUAGGAAAAACCCAAUAUAGAUAGAAAUCUCAAGGCCUGCCUUAGAGGCCAAGCUCUAUCUGGCUGUGAAUGGUGUUGCCCCAAUGGACAGAACUAUGCUAUUUAAUGAUUAGUAUAUUUGUGGUUUACUCCUAAUGCUCAAAGACAUAUCUACUGGAAGCUGAUACCAGCCUGUGUGAUCUCAGUGAUCUACAAUACAUGCAGCCAGGAUUGAGGAUCUUGUAAAUGCAUUUUAAAAGUAUGUUUAUUGUCAUUUUGUAAUAAAUAAACUUUAAGGUGAGUUUUAAGAACCAA